CGUUCGUAUGUAUGUACGUGGCCUUUAGUCGCCGAGCAAAGCCUCGAGAGUCAAGGAGAUACACCGUGCGCGAUCUAGCUCGGCCAGCUCAUGCGUCUAUCGUGAGCGGAAUCUGAAUGCACGGUGAAAAUGCAUCCCGGAACGAGACGAUGUUCGGGAUUCUGCUGGUUGACAAUAGCGGUGCUCGUCGGCCUUCUUGUAAGCGACACCGGCGGCGUUUGGAAGAGACGGGAGGAUAAUACGAAAUGCCCGAAAGUGAAGGGCAUACGCAACUUUGACAUAUCCGAGUUUCUCGGAUCGUGGUACAUAGUACAGUACUACGCGAGCUCAGAGGAAGCUCUCGCCUACCGAUGCAUGAGAGCCGAACUUUCAGUUUCGCCCGAAAGCGCCGAAGUUACCAUGAAUUUCACUUACAGCUUUACCGAUGAUCCCAUUAACGAGCUGCUCGUUGGUAACAUCACCUGGAAAAUCCCAUCAUCGGAUUUACCUGCUCAUUGGGUGCACGCCGAGUUUCCAUAUGAAGGAGUGUACAAUACAUAUGUGUUAGAUUCAGAUUAUAAGUCAUGGGCGUUACUAAUGCAUUGUGCUGAAAAGAGCGAAAGCCCACGAUAUUUAUCAAGCUUCAUCAUGAGUCGCGAAGCGAGCCUAGGGGCAAACGUCAUUUCUUAUCUUCGCGAGAAGCUGCCUAGGUACGACAUCGACUUGGAAUACAUGUUUCCUAUGGAUCAAAAGCAAUGCAAUAAAACGAAUAACGAAGAUAUGCUAAUUCCGGUGUUGGAAUCGACCAAAAGAAGCAACGCUGUCCGAAGGCAUCCGUUGAAACGCAAACACAGACGCCAAUGAAUUUCAUUUAAAUCAAACACUCCCGUUACUUUGGGCUAAUUUUAUUAAUUCAAUUAACAACGUGUUAUAAUACUCUUCGUCUCGUCCUCUUAUUUAUAAUUACAUAAUUGUAAUGAA
Messenger RNA from Linepithema humile (Argentine ant), 960 nucleotides. It is a transcript of the gene Karl, whose product is annotated as lipocalin/cytosolic fatty acid-binding protein Karl. The record is from RefSeq and is a predicted model, not a curated record. Gene Ontology annotation, cellular component: cytoplasm. Lineage: Eukaryota; Metazoa; Arthropoda; Insecta; Hymenoptera; Formicidae. Gene Ontology annotation, biological process: lipid metabolic process; response to reactive oxygen species.